This is a messenger RNA of Mixia osmundae IAM 14324, 1355 nucleotides long. RefSeq lists its product as uncharacterized. The record is from RefSeq and is a predicted model, not a curated record. The coding region runs from base 1 to 855 and encodes 284 amino acids. The transcript has 4 exons. Gene Ontology annotation, molecular function: oxidoreductase activity. NCBI's taxonomy places the organism in Eukaryota, Fungi, Basidiomycota, Mixiomycetes, Mixiales, Mixiaceae.
AUGACGACAUCACAUCUGCCUACGGGCAAGCUCACGAUGACCUCCAAGCUGAAGAUGAACGACGGUCACUCGAUCUAUCGCUUCGGAUUCGGCGUGUACGAAGCAGUGGGGCAAGAAUGCAAGCAAUCCGUCAAGUGGGCCCUCGAAGCAGGCUACAGGCUCAUCGACUCGGCAGAAUGGUACGAGAACGAAGCAGAGACGGGCUCGGCUAUCAGAGAGUUCAUGGAGGAGUCUAGUACGCCGAGGGAAGAGAUACAUGUCACUACAAAACUAAUGGCCAACUCGACUUAUGAUCACGCACAGAGCAUCAAGCUCAGCCUGAAGAAGCUGGGCCUCGACUAUAUCGACACUUAUCUCAUCCAUGGCGCAGCGCGUCUAGCUUCAUGGAAAGCUUGCGAGGAAGGUGUCAGAUUAGGACUGGUCAAAUCGAUCGGCGUGUCCAACUACGGUGAACGACAUCUUGUCGAGUUAGAAAAGGCGGGAAGCAAGACUGUGCCCUGUCUCAACCAGAUUGAUCUCCAUCCUUUCAUGACGCGCGUCGAGCUAGUCAAAUACUGUCAAGAUCACAACAUCAUCGCAGAAGCCUGGGGACCUCUGGCACGUGGAAUGAAGUUCUCAGACCCUACAGUCAGCGAGAUCGCAAAAGCUCACAACAAGACGACUGCUCAGGUCAUGCUCAGAUGGGGUCUUCAGCGCGGUCAUGUCGUCAUACCGAAGAGCGUCUCACAAGCGCGAAUAAUCGCUAAUGCUCAGAUAUUCGAUUUCGAGCUGUCGAACGACGAGGUCGAACAGCUCACCGCGCUUGAUUGCUAUCUCGUCACAGACUGGGAUCCCAUCAAGGAUCCCAGCGUGUGAUCGGUUCGCCAUAGACGUUGACAUCGAUUGAUGCGAAGACUUUUAUGUAUGGCGCGCCUCACGCUCGAACACUGUAGGCAGGUCAUAAUUGCAGUAAUUAGAUGAAGGCAUCGAUGCCCGUCGAAUAUUGCUGAGGCAGAUGAGCUGACAACAUAUUGCUUCUGUGCUCGAUCUGACUGAAUACAACUUCUUGCUUGCCCGUGAUCUUAAAGAGACGGUGCGCAGGCUGGACCUUAUCUUUUUCGCCAGGCAGAUCUAGAUCGCUGCCCUUGACGAGCCAAUACACUUCGCCUGGAGGGAAGAGGACAGCCGAGCGCAUAUUGGCCUCGAGUGUCGACCGAAGCGAGACAAACCAAGUCUCUUCAUCCAUCUUGAUCUCGAGCGAAUCGUCAAGUCGGCCGUUACGAUAUGCCAGAACACGACUGAUGAUGGACGAGGGACCUUCUUGAGCAUUCUCUCUUCCGGCGUAGAUGAGCCAUGCUGCCGCCGUACGGAUAUCA